AUGCGCACCUACAUCGAUGAUCCAAGCAUGCCCUUCUAUCGAGUCUUGAGCGAUUGGGACGAGAUGGCGCCGGUGGGGGGUGCCGAGAUAGACGUCGCGGACCCGGCCAGGGCUAACCAGCAGGUUCGCGUGAGAAAAGAAGGAGAUCCGGCCUGGAGCACGGUGUCCAUGGACUUCGUUAAGGAAGACGGGUGCUGGCUUAUCGAGCGUCUGUGGAUUGACGACAAGAGCGUUGCGGGCGGGCGGUCGGGUGGGGGAGGAGAAGUGUCGCCGCCGCCUCCGGCCCCUCUUUCGGUGGCGGAGCUGUUUGACGAGGACCGCCUGGAGAUGAUGUCGUGCAAGUACGCCGACUAUGAUCCGGCCUGCCUAGCGGCAGAGGGAGGGGGGGAGUGGCUGGAGGAGCGGCCGAACCCUUCUUUGUCUCCGAAGGCGGUGGCCCUGACGUGCAUCCUUUCGCUGCGCCAAAAUGACGACGGAAGCGGCAGUGACGCCGCCACCGACGACAGCGGUGGGGAUGGAGAGGCGGCCGCGGCCGGCGGAGAUGCCGGGGCGACGACAGGGGCGGGGGCGAAGGCGACAAAACCGCGAUUGAAUGAGGGCUGCGAACGCGUGAUUAGGUUCUGCUCGCCCACCAACGUCGCCAGCACGCUCACGCCGGCGCACUUUGCUCAGUAUCUCAAGGAGCCGUGGUACGCCAUCUUCAACCAGUGGGACGAGCUGUCGUUUCACAGUGAGGACAUUUCGGAAGACGAGAGCACUGCGGAUCUCGUGGUUCUAUUGCGCCCCGAUAACGAAGAAGCGUGGACUUCGGUGAACUGGGAGUUGGUCAAGUGCGACGGCAUGUGGCUCACAGAGAGAAUAUGGGUGGUAGAUGUCUGAGCUCGCCAGCAGCUGAUGUUGCCGUUGACGGCGAUGAUGGCGACGGCGAUCGAUUGGUUUCCCCUCCGAAGCGCAUGCUUCACUAAAGGCAAUGUUGUGUAGUGUUGUGGGGG
Ectocarpus siliculosus is the source of this 992-nucleotide messenger RNA. The record is from the annotation of a GenBank genome assembly. Lineage: Eukaryota; Phaeophyceae; Ectocarpales; Ectocarpaceae.